ACGUACAUCAACCUUGGAAGGCUUUGAACAACUAUACUCUUAGUCCAAAAUGAAUAAAUCUCAGUGGGAAAACAAUGAAGAAAUUAAAAUAUUCCGCGAAUAUUUACGUAUUCCAUCGGUACACCCAAAUGUAGAUUACACUGCUUGUGUGGAAUUCUUGAAACGUCAGGCAGCUGAUCUGGAGCUACCAGUAGAUGUUGUCUUAGCCGGAUUGAAUCCUGUCGUUGUUAUAAAGUGGCUAGGCAAACAGCCGGAGCUACCUUCCAUUGUGUUAAAUUCACACAUGGACGUUGUUCCGGUAUUCCCGGACAAGUGGACACACGAACCUUUCAAUGCCGAUCUGGAUGAUGAAGGCCGCAUUUUUGGUCGAGGCUCUCAGGACAUGAAGAGUGUUGCAACUCAAUAUCUGGGGGCGAUACGCUCUCUAAAAGCUAACGGCCACCAGCCAAAGAGAACAGUAAUUCUCACCUUUGUGCCGGAUGAGGAGGGUGGCGUUACACAGGGAAUGGCCAAUCUAAUUAAGAGUGAUUACUUCAGGAAACUAAACGUAGGAUUCAGCUUUGACGAGGGCAUUUCCAGCGAAGAUGAAACCUACGACGUGUUCUAUGCCGAGCGAACUGUAUGGCACUUAAGGCUUAAGAUCAGUGGAACUGCUGGACACGGUUCUCUACUCCUACGCAACACCGCUGGCCAGAAGCUCAAUUAUGUUUUGAAUAAAUUAAUGGAAUUCCGUGAGUCACAAGUGAAGCGACUCGAAGAAGACUCGAAUAUGGACAUUGGAGAUGUUACUACCGUUAACCUAACCCAACUGCACGGAGGGGUCCAAAGCAAUGUGGUGCCUCCUUUACUGGAAGCGGUAUUUGAUAUUCGAGUUGCCAUAACAGAAGAUUUGGAUGCGCUCGAGAAGCGAAUUCGCGAUUGGUGCACAGAAGCAGGAGAUGGUAUUGAGUUAGUGUUCGAGUGGAAAGAACCGUAUGUAGCUCCAACCAGAAUCGAUGCAUCAAAUCCAUAUUGGUUGGCCUUUAAGAAAGCCCUGGACGAACUCGGCGUGACAACCCGUCAACGCGUUUUCCCAGGUGCCACGGACAGCCGAUUCCUGCGAUCUUUUGGCAUUCCGGCCUUGGGCUUCUCGCCUAUUAACAAUACGCCCAUCUUGCUGCACGAUCACAAUGAAUAUUUGCGUGCAGAUACCUAUCUGCGUGGAAUUGAAAUCUACAAGAAAGUUAUUGCAGCUGUAGCAAAUGUAUAACAAGUGGGCCCUCAUUCGACUUAAUUAAUUUUGAUUUAUAUACAUUAUACUUGAUUGAUCCCCACUUCAGUAAUUAACGUAGUUGAAGCAGUGUCUGUGCACAGUUUGAAAUGAUGUAUUGAUUAAACGUUUGAUAAUGGCUUAAUUAGCAAGCACAUUAAAUACACUGAUAAGCAACAUAUCAGACAAAUUUACGAUUACAA
This is a messenger RNA of Drosophila virilis, 1452 nucleotides long. RefSeq names its product aminoacylase-1A. Gene Ontology annotation, cellular component: cytoplasm. Gene Ontology annotation, biological process: amino acid metabolic process. NCBI's taxonomy places the organism in Eukaryota, Metazoa, Arthropoda, Insecta, Diptera, Drosophilidae. The record is from RefSeq and is a predicted model, not a curated record. Gene Ontology annotation, molecular function: aminoacylase activity.